Miniopterus natalensis is the source of this 1353-nucleotide messenger RNA. It is a transcript of the gene IL5RA, whose product is annotated as interleukin 5 receptor subunit alpha. Gene Ontology annotation, cellular component: membrane; external side of plasma membrane. The record is from RefSeq and is a predicted model, not a curated record. NCBI's taxonomy places the organism in Eukaryota, Metazoa, Chordata, Mammalia, Chiroptera, Miniopteridae. Gene Ontology annotation, molecular function: cytokine receptor activity; protein binding. Gene Ontology annotation, biological process: cytokine-mediated signaling pathway.
AUGACAGUGCCCCCGACGGUGCACCGGGCCGGUGACCCGGGCAAACGCCGCGCUCCGGGGACGGGCCAGCAGCGAGGUGCGGAAGCCGGGCCAGAUCUGAUCGCCAUGGCACCCACAUUACUGAUGCUUUUGGGAGCCACCGCGAUCCUGCGAGCAGACGCACUUCCCGAUACUAAUUCCUCCCUUCUCCCGCCCGUGAACUUCACCGUGCAAGUCACGGGUCUGGCGCAAGUUCUCCUCAGCUGGGCCCCGAAUCCCGACCAGGAGCAGAGGAGCGUCCGGCUGGGCUACCACGUGAGGAUCCGCGGACCCGAAGAGGAAGACUACCAGACCAGGAACACGGAGAGCAAGCGCGUGACCACGCUCCACGGGGGCCUGCGGGCCAGCGUGCGGACCAUCCCCUGGGAGCACCCGGCGGCCCCGGCCAGCCGCUGGGUGUCGGCUGAGCUGCCGGCCCCCCCAGGGUCUCCGGGAACCUCGGCCGCGAACCUGACCUGCAGCACGCACACGGCAGGAAGCCCCGGGACGCGCUCCCGGCCCUACCAGGUCUCCCUGCGCUGCAGCUGGCGGGCGGGCGAGGCGGCCCCCGAGGACACGCGCUAUUCCCUCUACUACAGGUACGGCUCGCGGACGGAGGAGUGCCAGGAGUACCGGCAGGACGGCCUGCGCAGGAACGUCGCCUGCUGGUUCCCCAGGACGGCCAUCGACGGCAAAGGGCGGGACUGGCUCGCGGUGCUGGUCAACGGCUCCAGCGCCCGCGCGGCCAUCCGGCCCCUCGACCGGCUGUUUGCUCUCCACGCCAUCGAUCAAGUGAACCCUCCGGGGAACGUCACGGCGGAGAUGGAAGGGACCCGGCUCUCCAUCGAGUGGGAGAAGCCCGUUUCCGCCUUCCCGGCCCACUGCUUUGACUACGAAGUGAAGAUUCACAGCACGGGGACGGGCUACUUUCAGACAGGGAAAAUGACGACCAAUAAAUUCACCUCCACGAUUAGUGACGUUUCUAAGUAUUGCGUUGAAGUGAGAGCAGCGGUGAGCUCCGUGUGCAGGGAGACGGGGCUCUGGAGCGAGUGGAGCGAACCGAUCUACGUGGGAAACGAGCGGACGCCCUGGACCGAGUGGUACCUGAUCUCGCUCGUGGCAGCCACCUGUUCUGCGUUCUCCCUGCUGCUCGCCUGCAAGACGUGUCACUUAUGGACCAAGCUGUUUCCACCAGUUCCAGCCCCAAAAAGUAACAUCAAGGAUUUUGCCACAACCGCCGACUAUGAGAAGACGGGUUCGGGUGAGACGGAAAGUGAAAUCAUAAGCUACGUGGAAGAGCAGGGGCUCGAGGCCCUGGAGGACUUGGUGUUCUGA